AAAUGUAUAAACUGCAUGUAGUAUGUAUGUAUUUUAUUACAAUAUGAUAAAGCCAAAAUUGUUCUUAAAGGAAAUUAUUAAUUGCAAAUUAAUUUAUUGAGAAGAUAUUAGAUUAUAGUAGAAUAUAGUACAGGGGUGGCCAACAUGACUAUGUACGCGAGCCACAUGUAUUAAUAAAAUUAUAUCAAGAGCCAAAUUAUCUAAUCUGUACUUUUAUACCACAAAAGUAAUAAAGAUAGCAAACAGCCGAUAAACAUUCAAUUAAUAGAACCAAUCAAAGUAUUUUUAAUAGAAAAAAAUAAAAGUUUUCCUCAACUUUCAAAUUCAAAUUGGUUAAGAGAUUUGGCAUUAUUCACCGACAUCAUGCAACAUUUAUCAACAUUAAAUGUAUCUCUUCAAGGUCGAAAUAAAUUAGUUAAUGACCUAGGGCAAAAAGUAUUAAGUUUUCAAAAUAAACUAAAACUUUUCAUACGAGAUUUACAAUCAAACAAUUUUACUCACUUUUCAUGUUUAGAAAAAAUAGAAGCGUGCCUGAUAGAAUCAGAAAUAAAAAUUAAUUGUGACGACUAUGUACUUAAACUUGAAUUUCUAUUUACCGACUUCAAAGAACGAUUUCGAGACCUAAAGGCAUUAAAACCCUCAUUCGGAUUUUUAGAAAAUCCAUUUUUAGUUAAUGUCAUUGAAAAGGGAUGUCCAUUAUCACAUCCUAUCAUCACAAAUAAAGCGGAUCUCGAAAUAGAACUCUUGGAGUUAUUAGAAGAUGAAGGUCUUAAGCAGUUUAUAAACAAUUGUCCCUCUAUAUUGGAAUUUUGGAAGCAUAUUUCUAUAUUAAAAUACCCAAAUAUUAAAAACUGUGCGGUAAAAUUGAUAUCAAUUUUUGGAACGACGUUUUCAUGUGAAUCACUUUAUUCAACAAUGAAAAUAAUUAAGUCAAAAUAUCGUUCAAAUUUGACUGAUGAUCAUCUUACAGAAUUACUAAGAACUGCUCUUACAUCAAUUCAACCAGAUCUUAAGAAGCUUACUAAAAAAGUAGACACGAAAAAAAUACCACGCAAACAAAAUUAGCUUAAUGUUUAAUUUUUUAAUUUAUUAUUCAUAUUAAUUAAUUUUUUUUUGUUUGAUUUAAUCUAUAUUCUAUGUUCUAAGCCUUAAAUAAAUACAAUAAAAACAUUUUUUUAUAAAUGUAAACAAAAAAAAUUAAAAUAUUUUGGUUUUUGUAAAUAAGACCGCGAGCCGCAUACGACUGUGACGAGAGCCGCAUGCGGCUCGCGAGCCGUGAUUUGGCCACCCCUGAUAUAGUAGGUUGAAUAUAACUGGUUUGAAUUUAAGAGAAUUAAGGUCAUUUUGCUUGUUUCAUUUAUUAAAUCACCUAUUAUUUAUUAAACAUGAUAACGAACAGUGUUCCUAAUAUGAAUAUUUUAAAAACUAUUGG
Molecule: messenger RNA, 1432 nt
Organism: Metopolophium dirhodum (rose-grain aphid)
Lineage: Eukaryota; Metazoa; Arthropoda; Insecta; Hemiptera; Aphididae
Product: general transcription factor II-I repeat domain-containing protein 2B-like
Exons: 1
Coding region: 364-1065 (233 amino acids)
Molecular function (GO): protein dimerization activity
Source: RefSeq, a predicted model, not a curated record